UCACCGCUCUCCUGGUCACUCUUUCACCGUCUUAUUACAUGGUUGGUCUGUUGGUUCGCUAACCAUUUGUAUCUGCUGACUCCGUUUCACUUUCAUGGCGUUUCAUGGUGCUUUGCAUUCGCUGCGAUCUCUCAGCAGGGCGCCCAGGUACCCGUUGUCUGACCUUGUUCAUUCACCAAUUUCAUCCUCUCUCUUUUCAACCCUUUACGCUCAAUCAAACUCAUUGCACGAUGAACAUCGGAUCAAGAGCCAAUCUACUCUUGACGAAAGUUUUGUUCUUGAUCAACUCUCUAAUCUGCUGCCAAUUUCCCGUAGUAAUAGUUCAACUGCAACCCUAUUUGAACCCAGUAAUUCGGAUAAGCAGAUAGAAAUUAGGGCCGUUGAUGGAUUUUUAUUGCCCGACGAGAAAUUACGUGGGGUUUUUCUUCAGAAAUUGAGGGGUACGGCUGCAAUUGAGCAUGCUUUAGACAAUGGUGGUGUGGAUUUGAGUGUUGAUGUUGUUGCACAAGUAGUGAAUAGAGGGGGUUUAGGUGCAGAAGCAAUGCUUGUAUUUUUUAAUUGGGCGAUUAGGAAGCCCACCAUAGCUAAAGAUAUCGAAACUUACCAUAUAAUCCUCAAAGCAUUAGGCAGAAGAAAGUUCUUUACACAUAUGAUGCAAAUUUUGCAUCACAUGAGGGCCCAGGGUAUAAGUCCCAAUUUAGAGACCAUAUCGAUUGUAAUGGAUAGUUUCGUGAGGGCUCAACAUGUGUCUAAGGCAAUCCAAAUGUUCCGAAACUUGGAAGAAAUUGGUUUGGAGUGUGAUACUGAGUCUUUGAAUUUGCUUUUGCAAUGUCUUUGUCAGAGAUCCCAUGUUGGUGCUGCAAAUUCGUUUCUGAAUUCAGUCAAGGGGAAGAUACAAUUCAAUGUUAAUACAUAUAAUAUUAUUAUUGGAGGCUGGUCAAGACAUGGCAGAGUUAGUGAAAUCGAGAGGAUUUUGGAAGCAAUGGUAGCAGAUGGAUUUAGUGCUGAUAGUUCAACUUUCAGUUUCAUUCUUGAGGGUUUAGGGAGAGCUGGUCGUAUUGAUGAUGCUGUUGAGAUUUUUGAUAGCAUGAAGGGGAAAGGUUGCAUGCCAGACACCAGAGUUUAUAAUGCUAUGAUUUCUAACUUUAUCUCUGUUAGAAAUUUUGACGAAUGUGUGAGAUACUAUAAGGGUAUGUCGAGUAAUAGCUGUGAUCCAAAUAUUGAUACUUAUACCAAAUUGAUUGCUGCUUUCCUCAAAGCCCGAAAAGUAGCUGGUGCACUCGAAAUGUUUGAUGAGAUGUUAGGUCGAGGACUUGUUCCCACUACAGGGACAAUAACCUCCUUUAUUGAACCCUUGUGUAGCUAUGGUCCACCCUAUGCUGCUAUGAUGAUCUACAAGAAAGCAAGAAAGGUUGGAUGCAGAAUAUCACUGAGUGCUUAUAAGCUAUUGCUUAUGCGACUUUCUAGGUUUGGUAAAUGUGGAAUGUUACUAAACAUUUGGGAAGAUAUGCAGGAAUGUGGAUAUGCUUCAGAUAAGGAAGUUUAUGAUUAUGUAAUUAACGGACUUUGCAACAUAGGGCACCUUGAAAAUGCUGUACUUGUCAUGGAAGAGUCUUUGCAGAAAGGCUUUUGCCCAAGUAGGCUUGUUUAUAGCAAACUAAACAACAAACUACUUGCUUCAAAUAAAGUAGAGAGGGCUUAUAAGCUAUUUCUAAAGAUUAAACAUGCUCGUCGUUAUGACAAUGCACAGAGAUUUUGGCGUUCUAAGGGAUGGCAUUUCUGAAUUGACAUCUCAGCGGUGGCACGUAAAGAUGCAUUGUGUGCCCUUUGUUUUCCCUCGUACAGCAAGUUAUGGACUUACCCACUGGAAGAGUCUCUUCUCACUGGCAGAUCCACCAAGGGGAAAAAGGGGUCUAUUGACUCCCUGGUUUAAUUUGCGUCCCACAGAUUUUAGGUGUCUGCCCCUGUGGUUCUUGCUUUUGUUCCCUAAGAGGCGUUUGACAAAAUGCCUGAAAGAGGGAACUAUGUUUCCAAAAAUCUACGAAUGAAUGAUAGGCGACUUCACUUAACCCCCAUGAGGACUGAGAGCUUCUUCAUCUUGCCUCAUGAGAAAAAUUUCCAGGAAUCCUUCUGGCUGUUCUAGUAAGAACGUCUGUGACCCUUUUAAAUUAUUUCUUAUAUUGCCUGCUUUAUACAGUAAGAAUGCUCUUAUUUUGAGCAUUUACAAAUUUCAAUCCAAAAUAUAUUGUUUUGUUAUUAAAUUAAUCCAAGAUUUCUUUUUCAAGUUUUUCAGUAGCUCACAAUGCAAAAGGUUCUAUAAACGCAACUUGUUUGAUUUUGUUUUCCUCAUCAGGUUUAUUUAUUAAUGUUUAUUACAAGCAGAUGAACGUUAUCAGACAGCGGGUGUCAAAGUGGCUAAAGAAAACUCAUUAGUGGAGUUAAAUUCCUUUUUCAAUGAUAUCAGUAUUUGCUGAAGGGUAACCAAGAAUAUGGUUACUGUAUUACAGAGUUUUGACCAUAAUGAGGAAACUAUUCAUUUUAUGGCUCAAAGUAAAGGAUUUAGACGAAUGAUAUAUCAGAUAUUGAAGUUGAAGUUUGAUUGUUGCAUACAGAAAGAGACCUCAAAGUGUCCUGUGUCUUGAGACCUCAAAGUGCCCUGUGUCUUGAGACCUGUGCUCUUGCCUUGCCUCUGACUUUGUCUUGCCCUAAUUUUUUUAGGGUUUUCUUUUACCUCACCGUGUCCUUGAACUUGCUGUUUAUUCUCUGCAAUGUUGUGUUUAUUCUCUUGCUGUGUUCAUGCAUAAGCAAUGGCUGAUAAGAAAGACACUAAGAGUGAUGCCAUGGCUCUAGAUCUUCCAGGGUCAUGAGACCCACUCAUGAUUACUCUUUGCCUAUCACUGACAAGUUGGAUGGCGCAAACUUUGCCUCUUGGUCCGGAAGUGCUCAAUUGACAGUCACUGGUAGUGGUACGGUGGGAUAUAUUGAUGGAAAAAAGACUGCUCCACGAGCAGAUGGUGAUGCCUAUUCCAUGUGGGAGGAAGAAAACCGGUUGGUCCAGUAUUGGCUUCAAGUCUGAGUGUGCAUAAUGCCAGGGCAGAUGUGUUCAUAUUUGUUGAGGAACCUGUUGAUUUUGCAGUAUGCUUCUCAUUUGUGGUUUUGAAAGUGAAAACAGUGACCAGUUACCUGCUUGUGCAAUACCAAUCUUUUAUAGCCUUUUAAGCUGAUUAAUGUUACAUUACAAGUAAGAUUGUUAUCUUUAGUCAUGUCCAUCGCUGAAGAAUGAGCUAAUCAUUUGCCAUUUUUACCGGAAUUAAUCAACAUAGUUGUUCCUGUUAA
Molecule: messenger RNA, 3336 nt
Organism: Prunus dulcis (almond)
Lineage: Eukaryota; Viridiplantae; Streptophyta; Magnoliopsida; Rosales; Rosaceae
Product: putative pentatricopeptide repeat-containing protein At5g43820
Exons: 2
Coding region: 95-1783 (562 amino acids)
Molecular function (GO): protein binding
Source: RefSeq, a predicted model, not a curated record